AUGGACGUCAAGUUCCCCACCCUCCUCUGCUUGACCCUACUCUUCUCCACCAUCCUAAACCCAGCGCUCUCUGAGCUCUGCAACCCGGAAGACAAGAAAGUUCUCCUACAAAUCAAGAAAGCCUUCAACGACCCCUACGUCUUGACCUCAUGGAAGCCAGAGACAGACUGCUGUGACUGGUACUGUGUCACCUGUGACUCCACCACAAACCGCAUCAACUCCCUCACCAUCUUCGCCGGCCAAGUCUCCGGUCAAAUUCCGACCCAAGUCGGUGACUUGCCAUAUCUUGAAACACUUGAGUUUCACAAGCAACCCAAUCUUACCGGACCAAUCCAACCCUCCAUUGCCAAGCUUAAGCUCCUCAAGGAGCUGCGCCUCAGCUGGACUAACAUCUCAGGCUCUGUACCUGACUUCCUCAGCCAACUCAAGAACCUCACCUUUCUUGACCUCUCAUUCAGUAACCUCACAGGCUCCAUCCCCAGCUCGCUUUCUCAGCUUCCCAACCUCAACGCUCUUCGUCUAGACCGUAACAAGCUCACAGGUCAUAUUCCGAAGUCAUUUGGAGAAUUCCAUGGCAGUGUUCCAGAUCUCUAUCUCUCUCACAACCAGCUCUCAGGCACCAUACCAACCUCAUUAGCCAAACUGAACUUCAGCACCAUAGACUUCUCCCGGAACAAGCUCGAAGGCGAUGCAUCCAUGAUCUUUGGAUUGAACAAGACAACCCAGAUUGUGGAUCUGUCGAGGAACUUGCUGGAAAUUAAUCUGUCAAAUGUGGAGUUUUCCAAGAGCUUGACUUCGUUGGAUCUUAACCAUAACAAGAUCACAGGCGGUAUUCCGGUGGGGCUGACCCAAGUGGAUUUGCAGUUCCUGAACGUGAGCUACAACAGGUUGUGUGGUCAGAUUCCAGUGGGCGGGAAGUUGCAGAGCUUCGACUCCUCGACUUAUUUCCAUAACCGCUGCUUGUGUGGUGCUCCACUCCCAAGCUGCAAAUAA
Molecule: messenger RNA, 993 nt
Organism: Prunus armeniaca (apricot)
Lineage: Eukaryota; Viridiplantae; Streptophyta; Magnoliopsida; Rosales; Rosaceae
Source: the annotation of a GenBank genome assembly